Messenger RNA from Clupea harengus (Atlantic herring), 4130 nucleotides. It is a transcript of the gene ptchd3a, whose product is annotated as patched domain containing 3a. The record is from RefSeq and is a predicted model, not a curated record. Lineage: Eukaryota; Metazoa; Chordata; Actinopteri; Clupeiformes; Clupeidae. Gene Ontology annotation, cellular component: membrane.
AAAGUGCGUCAGGAUGUGCAAAUACCCUGAAUGCAUUAUGUAUUCAGGGCUCUUGUAAAACAAAGUUGUGCGCAAUAAUUCACUUUUUAAAGAAUUUUCAGUCAACCAUUAUCAAUUGCUUUAACACAGAUUGAGGUCCGACAGACCUUGUAACAGUAUCAAUGCAAGACAGAGCGUAAAUUUGUCUUCUUUUUUUCACCUUUCUUUCUACAUGCCGGUGACCAUGGCUGGCUGUCAUACAGACUGCGUGGAGAAACCGAUCUCCAUCGCCUUUCAGAUGUUUGGACGUUUUGUGGGAAGACACCCUUGGUGGUUCUUUUUAUCUCCUUUAUUUAUUUCUGCUGUGCUCGGGAGUGGAUUUUAUUUUCUGGAAGAUCGUGAAGCUAAUGACAUUGAGGAGCAGUUUACACCUGUUAACGGCCCUGCCAAACUAGAGCGGUUGUUUGUCCAGGAGAACUUUCCACAGAACGACUCGGUGUUUUCCAACCAAAGGGUCUUCACGGAUGGAGUAUACGCAUCGUUCAUCGCGGUCUCGAAAUCGCCCAACAUCCUUACUGAAGAUGCACUCGAUGAAAUAUUGAAUUUAGACAAAAAAGUUAGAGAGCUGAAUGUUUCAAUGGGUCAUGAAGUGUUAACUUAUGAGGGGCUAUGUGCCAGAAAAUAUAACAAAUGCAUGCCAAAUAAGAUACUGGAUGUUGUGAAUUAUUAUGGCAACAAAAUCGAGCGUACUGAGCUCACUUUUCCCUCUCUAAGAUUUGGAUUUACACAUAUUUUUCUAGGAUAUUCUGUCGGUGGAGUAACGCUCAAUUCAUCUGUGAUCAAACGCGCAAAGGCUGUGCGACUUUUUUAUUUCUUAAAGGAUGGCAACCGUUCCACAACAAAUUUGUGGCUCAAUGAAUUCCUCAGGGUGUUUCCCACAAGCAACCUAAAGUUUGUCAGGGUUACCCAUUCAACCUCUCUGUCAAGACAGGUGGAGUUUGAAGCAAACACAAGGGAUGUCAUUCCUUUGUUUUCCAUCACAUAUGUAAUUGCCAUUGUUUUUUCAAUCCUGUCUUGCUUAAGAUUUGACUGUGUGAGGAAUAAAGUGUGGGUUGCCACCUUUGGUGUGAUCUCUGCUGGACUGGCUGUGCUCUCUUCCUUUGGGAUGAUGCUUCACAUUGGAGUUCCUUUUGUCAUGACAGUGGCCAACUCACCCUUUCUGAUAUUAGGGAUUGGAGUCGAUGACAUGUUCAUCCUCUUAUCUUGCUGGCAGCAGACCAACGUCCAUGACAAAGUGGAAGAUCGUUUGGCGAACACCUAUAAAGAGGCGGCUAUCUCCAUCACCAUCACCACUCUGACCGACGUCCUGGCCUUCUACAUUGGCCUGAUGACUCCAUUCCGCUCGGUCCAGUCCUUCUGCCUGUACACCAGCGCCGCCAUCCUGUUCUGCUACAUCUACAGCAUCACGUUCUUCGGGGCAUUCCUGGUGCUGAACGGCCAACGGGAGAACAGCAACAAGCACUGGCUGACCUGUAAGGAGGUGCCGGAGGAGGGCACCGUGGGUCAAUCCAAAUGGUACAACCUAUGCUGUGUGGGAGGGGCGUAUGACCCCCACACCGGCACAGAGGAGGUACAGCCCAUGAACCACUUCUUCAAAACGUAUUAUGGGCCUUUUCUGACCAAGUCUGGGACUAAGCUUUUGGUUAUUCUAUUCUAUUGCAUUUACCUGUGUGUCAGUCUGUAUGGAUGCUUUCAAAUCCAGGAGGGGAUAGACCUGCGCAACCUUGCAGCUGAUGACUCUUAUGUGGUACGAUAUUACAAUGACGAAAAGGAAUACUUUUCUGAGUAUGGUCCAAAUAUUAUGGUUAUCAUACGUGGGGAAUUUCCCUACUGGGAUGAGAAAAAGAUGUCGGAUCUUGAAACAUGCGUAGAAGAUUUCAAAAACCUGACGUUUAUUGAGAAGGACAUAUUUACCUCAUGGCUGAAAUCAUACAAAUAUUAUGGAUAUCACACCAACCUGAAUUUGAAUGCUGAGCACGUUUUCAAGAAAAACCUUAGCUUGUUUUUGAGAUUCUACUCGGAUUUCAAGCAGGAUGUUAAUUUCACAAACAAUUCUAUCCAUGCCUCUCGUUUUUUCGUCCAGACUGUGAACAUAUCUACGGCUCUUGAUGAAAUGAAUAUGCUCAACAAAUUGCGAGAUACUGCCAGGAAGUGUCCAGUUCCUCUACUGGUCUAUCACCCGGCAUUUAUCUAUCACGACCAGUAUGCUGUUAUCGUCGUUAACACUAUCCAGAAUGUUGCAGUCACCGCAGCUGUGAUGCUGUUUAUUUCCCUUAUGUUGAUUCCAAACCCAUUGUGUUCCCUCUGGGUGACAUUUUCCAUCGCCUCUAUCAUCUUAGGGGUGACAGGGUUCAUGGCCCUCUGGGAUGUGAAUUUAGAUGCCAUCUCCAUGAUCAUUCUCGUGGUGUGCAUUGGCUUCUCUGUAGAUUUCUCAGCUCACAUCUCAUAUGCCUUUGUGUCCAGCAAGAAGCCAAGCGCAAAUGAAAAAGCCGUUGAGGCACUCUUUCACCUUGGCUAUCCUAUAUUACAAGGAGCACUUUCCACUAUACUAGGGGUUGUGGUGCUCUCGGCCUCCAAGAACUACAUUUUCAGGACUUUCUUCAAGAUCAUGUUCCUGGUGAUCUUCAUUGGCCUCUUUCAUGGCAUCACAUUCAUUCCGGUGUUCCUUACCUUCUUCGACAUGUGCAGAAGCCCAGCAAAAAUUCGCAAUCAAAAUGAGCAAGAGGGUCAGGCCAUGGCCAACUGCCAAGCAAAGAGCAAGCAGAAAAAUGGGAGAGAGGAUGAGGACAAAGACAAGCAAAUCUACGUCAAUCACAUGUUCGUGCCAGACAGCAAUAACCAGGUGUGUCAAUCACAGACAUGCCCUGCUAUCUGGACAGUGGUGCUUAACAACCAGCACACUGCAAAUGAUCAGGUGUGCCCGGCAAGCACCAUUCCUAUGUUCACGGUGGACAGUGAGACCUAUGAGGUCCACAUGCACACACCAAGCAACAAUGCUUUGGUCACAGAGAGCUGCUACCAAAAGCAGGCAUCUCAUGAGCAUCAGAAUUGUGUCAGGGUGAAUAACCUGUCUGAUGGAAAUGUUCCAGUGUCUCCCAAUUGCUCUGAUGCAGUUAGUCAUGAAUGAAUUCCCCUUGUCCUUUGUUACAUGUGUGAAAAUGUUUAUGCAAGUUACUUAAUGGUGUGAAAGUAUGAGUGUGCAAAUAGCACAUUUGUUGUUCAGGGUACACAGCGGUUUGCUUUGGAAAUAUUACAUAACAACUGUGCGCAUUACUGUUGGGCCUGAAGACCUGAACUCAGUAUAGUGUAAAAAAUAUUCCUUCAGUGUUUGUGGUGGCAGCAAUUUCUGUUUUUAAAAGUCCUAGUUGGUCUGUGAAUAACCAUGGUAGAUCUUGAGGCACUCUGAAUAUUACAAAACUGGCUUCCCUUUAGCCCGGGCUGUUUGAGUAUUCCUGCCAGGUCCUUUUGUGAAUGCUUGUUUGGGAUGAAAUAAUUGGCCAGCGCAUUCCAGAAGCCUGGCAUCUAGGCUAGAGUUUUCCAAUUUCUCAUUUGUUUUUUGGAAGAUAAAAAAAAAAUCGGACUGUGUGUGAUCUUUUGAAAGCGGGGUCGACUGUGAAAUUGUACAUGUGUGUAAAAACUGUAAUGUUAUUUUUCAAGUCUCUUUUUCAUUUAGAUUGUGCGCAUAGCCUCAACAUUAAUGACAUUUCCAAAAGACUAUUAUUAUUGUUUAUAUUCCUGAAGUUUUUAAUUUUGUAAAAAAAAAAAAAUCUGUCAUAUGUUGAGAACUGACAUUUACUUGGAUGGGCUGAAAUAGAUGUUUUAAUCGAUGACAACUGAAUGGACAUAGGAAACCACCAAGUCCUCUUUGUAUUAAGGCUCAUAAAUAAGUGAGUGAUAUUUUUCUUUUUUCUCCUUUGCUUUCAUUCAGACUGCAGUGUGAGAGGAGAUCUUUGAACAAAGCUCAUUUUAUUACUUUGCACCAGAUUAUGCAGUAGAUUAGCAGUAAUUACUCUACUCAGCAUACCAUUCAUUUGGCACAAUAUCGUCUGUCUAUCAGUGUCUCAACAGUGUCAUAAAUGAUUAUUUCGUGU